Molecule: messenger RNA, 597 nt
Organism: Dermacentor andersoni
Lineage: Eukaryota; Metazoa; Arthropoda; Arachnida; Ixodida; Ixodidae
Gene: ND-B16.6
Product: NADH dehydrogenase (ubiquinone) B16.6 subunit
Cellular component (GO): respiratory chain complex I
Source: RefSeq, a predicted model, not a curated record
CCGAAAAUUGCGCCGCCGCAAGGCUUGUGUAGAAUGGCGACGCCGCAUUAUAAGCAGGAUUUGCCUCCUGAAGGGGGUUAUUCCCCCUUCAAUUUUAAGCGUAUUCCUGCCAAAGUGUUGCUUUCUGGGUACAGGCUGUUCGGGCUCUUUGCAGCUUUUACCGGCUUCUCGUGGUACAUGCUGAAGAACCAGUAUGUUACGAAGAAGUUGAUCGAGAUUGAAGCUGCUGAUGGGCAUAAUGCACUACAGCCUCUUCUGCUUGCUGAGAGAGACAGGAUGUUCCUGAAGCAGCUGAAGAAGAACCGCGAGGAGGAGCGGGAGCUGAUGAAGAAUGUCCCUGGCUGGGUAGUGGGCACCUACUUUGGAGAGCCCAUAUAUAAGACAAUCAGUCCUGACACUCACAUUGACCCCGUCGCUGACGAGUUCUUUGCGCACGCUGACCCUAAGGUCUCUUACGACAUCUGGCACUACUGGGACACCAACUACUGAUCUGCAGUGGUUUUUCCACUGUUUGCUAGAGGCACUGCCUAUUUCGUUAGUUGUUUUGUAAUAGGCAUCCCACUUUAGUACUUUCAUUAAAGAACGCAGGAGCCUGUC